AUGUCGUUCGUGCCUAUCGUUUGUGGAAAGAAAGACUGGGACAAGGAAUACGAGCAGUCUGCGCAAUACAACUCCUUGUACUGCCCUAACUGUCACAAUUACAAUGUGCGCCCGGUCAAGAGAAGAGAAUUUAUCGCAAUAUGGUUCAUUCCGGUUUUCCCAUUCUUCGUCGGCAAACAGCUGGUAUGCCCAGUUUGCAACUGGCGACAAGACUUCAAGAAUGAUGAGCAACUGCAGAAAGUCGUGAAAGAACAGAGUAAUAUACGACAAGGAAAAGUGGGCGCAUAG
Lachancea nothofagi CBS 11611 is the source of this 288-nucleotide messenger RNA. NCBI's taxonomy places the organism in Eukaryota, Fungi, Ascomycota, Saccharomycetes, Saccharomycetales, Saccharomycetaceae. The record is from the annotation of a GenBank genome assembly.